AUGUUAGACAAUCCAAGCCAGAUUCCAACUUUCCUUGCCGAAUCCCUCCCCUCACAGUCACUGUUUUUCAUUUGCUACAUCAUGUUGGCAACACUGACUGGAUAUGCGCUGCAGCUACUGCGCAUUGCACCGCUUAUUAUAGUGGCUAUUAAGAGGAAAUGGCUUGUCAAGACGAAGCGCGAGGAGAAAGCAGCCUGGAGACCACCACCUGUCCUUUAUGACCGCGUAGUAAGUAACAGUGACCUGGGAAAUAACUUCCUAAAGUUGCUAGGCGACUAGACUAGCCCCAGCCACAAAUUGCUCGGCAACGUUUGCCCAACUUUUGCCUUUUGGAGCAGCUUUUAAUUUUUGGGGUAACUUGAUUAAAUUUUAAGCAACAUAAUUAAACAGUCCCGUAAUACUGUUUAGGCCAUGUUAUAUAUCCUUACUUAAUAAAUGCUAUAUAGGUUGGGAUUGAGGAAUUCCCCCGACUUGUCCCUUGACAAUCUUGACGUGUAACGUCGAAUCAAAUUUCGACGAGGAAUACUGGGAACUAGGUUUGAUUUGGUUGCAGAGCAGGCAGGGGGUCGAGCAGGGACUUAGCAGGGCAACCUCCUCCUCGACCCAGGGUUUUCUCCUACUCGUCCCUCGGAGCGAAAGAGACGAGAAGGGGAGGACCCUGAAAACGAGGUUGUAGCAGGGGUUGUAUGAGGCCGUGCAUGCAUUGUCAGUAAGUUAACUAACGUUGUAAUCUCAUUUUAGUUCGCCAAUCACCUGUUCAUUCUGAUUGUGGGUUUGUCGUACUCGGCGCUUGCACCCAUUAUCACUCCGUUUGUGGCGCUGUACUUUGGCUUUGGCUACGUUGUGUGGAUGUAUCAGACGAUAAGUAUAUACAUCCCAAUAUACAGCUGUGGUGGAAUGAUGUGGCCCAUAACGUUUAACAGGUAAAACUUACAGUACAUAGCAUAACAUUUUGUAUUAAAUUAUGAUUGGCUGAAAAUUCAUUCCUUAUUAUAUUAUACAUUGUACUCAGUAUGUGCCUUCUCAUUGGCUAAGAUCCUACAGACAAUUUUGGAAAUUCGCGCAACCUACAGAUUCAGGUUAAUAUUGGAUGGCCUUGGAGGGGCGAAAAGAACUAUAACUAAUCGAUCAUCCAGUAACACAGUGUCAAGUCAUGAAGCCGCAAACUAACACGUUUAUCACCUGUGCAUAUUACUGCUAAAUGUACAAUUGAUUAAAAAAACCUAUUCUAAAAAGGACUCCGUUCAAGAUCAGAAAAAUGAAACGAAAAUGGUUGUCCUUUGUUCUGCUCUUUUAUAAACCUUUAAGUUAGCAAGUUUUACACCCUAUUCAUGUAUAUGUAGUGGCGCCAAAAAAACGUAACAAAUUAAAGUUUGAAUCACGGGCAGGGUUUUGAUUUGCGACGUGCAUGUUGCUUUUUUCUUCGUUUUUGUUCCCUAAUGCCCCUUUCUGCAGUCCAAGAUACAAAUUAUAUUUAAAAACCUAAACCGUUUUCCGCUUUCUAGGAUGAUCAUAGGAACAGCGGUGUUUCAGUUGUUGAUGGUUGGAGUGGUCGCUUUGAAGGGAUCUUUCGCUGCUUCGUGUUUGGUACUUCCGCUUCCGGUCAUGACGGUCUUCUUCUAUCUCUUCAUUCUGCAGCAUUAUAUAAGACCAUCAGCCAACUUGUCGCUUAAAGCUGCGCACAGCCUGGAAAAUCCUGCUGCUAACUUUUUGCAGGUGAGAUGUUGAAAAAGAAAGACAGACGAUCGUAUCUUUUCUAGACCACAAUGUUCAUGUUUUCUUACUAUGCGUUUAUUGGGCUGCAAUGGUCUAAUAUUUUCUAUGCUGAGUCUUAGCUCCUCCUAAACCAAGUAUAAACUAUUAAAAACACUUGUUUCGGCUUUCAAUGAAUGGAAAAUUCUUGGUCAAAAGGCAGGGACCCCCUCCUGUCACGGUCGGCCCACUGGAGGGGUAAUAGGACACAUAACGCCUUCUAAGAGAUCUGUCGGCCGUUUUGUCUUUUUUCGACAUAUACACUACCCAUGUUUGAUUGAGCCACAGGCACCCCAAUAAAACGCCAAGUCGGGACCUUUAUUAGAAUAGACUACGGGUUCAGACGAGAGUGAGAAACAUGCCUCGUAUAUGAUUACUCGCGAGCGGGGGACUUUUUUGCUAUCGAGCAAAAUUUGAAUAAAACAAAAUAAGAAUACAAAUGGAACACAAGCCCUUUAAGUUAUGGCUAGACGCAGUUUUAUCAAAGACCUAGUAAUAAGAAAAUUUACUAUUUUAUACCGCUGUAUUCUGGUUGAGUGAUUUAAGUAAAAAGGAAAUCUCUGUUUGCCACUGACAGGACGUAAUCAAGGGUUACAUGAGGACUCAGGGAGUGCAGAUUCUUCCAGAACCAGAAGUGCCAACAAGCGAAGAAAGAGAUGCGUCUGAUCAGGCCUCUGAUUUGGAAAAAAGUAUUCCUCUAACUACAGCUUCCGAUGAUGUGAAGUUGGACGUGUAA
Molecule: messenger RNA, 2488 nt
Organism: Porites lobata
Lineage: Eukaryota; Metazoa; Cnidaria; Anthozoa; Scleractinia; Poritidae
Source: the annotation of a GenBank genome assembly